Pleuronectes platessa (European plaice) is the source of this 1382-nucleotide messenger RNA. It is a transcript of the gene tpgs1, whose product is annotated as tubulin polyglutamylase complex subunit 1. The record is from RefSeq and is a predicted model, not a curated record. The transcript has 2 exons. Lineage: Eukaryota; Metazoa; Chordata; Actinopteri; Pleuronectiformes; Pleuronectidae. Gene Ontology annotation, molecular function: microtubule binding. Gene Ontology annotation, biological process: protein polyglutamylation. Bases 1 to 981 code for a protein of 326 amino acids.
AUGGCGGACAAAGACAAACGCCGGCCCGGGCUUGCUCCCCCCUCGAUGCCCGAGGGCAAAGCCACCAAGUCGGACAGCGACAGGGAGUUUCUGUCGCAGGCGGGUGUGGGGGAGCUGCUCCGCGGCGCCAUCCUGAAGAUGGUGGAGGCCAGGUCGGACGAUCCCAUCGGCUUCCUCGCCGACCACUUCUGCAACCUCUCCUCCAUGACGGAGAGCGGCUCGGCUGGAGGCUGCGACGCGGAGCCGCUGAGCAACGCGCCGCUGAGCGCAGGCGCCCAGGAGCAGCAGCAUCUCAACCGGGCGCUGUGGCACCUGCGACUGGCGCAUCACUCCCAGAGAUCUGCCUUCAGCAACAACGUCCGCGUGGCCUAUGACCUCCUAAACCUCACCGGGCCCCAAAGACAUCCAGGUGAGGCUCCUGAAGGCCCAGACGGCUCCUGCACCGAGAGCCCCACAGGAGGAGGAGGAGGGGUGAGAGGAGGCCUCUACUCCCAGACUCUGGAUUGUCUAUGCAGUGAAGGUGGCGUCCCUGCCUCCACCUCCGCUCCACUCCUCCGACGACUCCACUGCCAGGACCACGAGGCCGUCCCUUAUGACAUCUUCCGACACGGCGUGCUCACGUGUGCCGUCUUCUCGGACUACAUCCGGCAGGCCCAGAGGCUUUACGCUGAGGUGUGCUGCCCAGACAACGGACCUGCCUCCCGGGCGCUGUGCCUGGCCGUGCUGGGCACCCUGAAGGAAGCUCUGGAGACGUCCCAGGGCUGUGAUGCAAACUGCUGCGUUAACGCCAACAACUCGUGUCUGGAGGCCAACGUGAAGGCCAUCCGCUACCUGAAGGCCAGCGCCAACAUCUCUCCCUGCAAGCUCGCUCAGGCUAUGUCUGGAGCGCAGUUGCGGGGUCCAGGUGGCGACAUGGACGCUAAGGAGUUUGAGAAUGCAGCGGCUGAGCUCUUUAUCACUCGAGUCAAAGUUGUGUCCUAGGUCUCCUCUCUGUAUUCACAUAAGUCAUGAAUGUACAGCCAUGUUAUAUAGUAAAUCAUUAUCCUGUCUGCACCUAUUACUGUCAAGACGAAAUAUGAGGAGAAUGCAGGAUGAAGGAAAAUAGUGAGUUGUUUAUUCAAAAUGUACAGUGUAUAUAAUCAGGACCAGAAUGAACUAAAGAUAUUAUGGGAUCAGUUAAAUCAGUAGUGAGGGUUCGUGUAUGCAUGAAUGUGCGAAGAGAAAGAUGUUGGUUGCAUGAACACAAAAUAAUGUUGAGUAAACUGGUCUGUGCUAUCUAAGCUUAUGUAACAUUUUGUAAUAGAAACAGGAGUCAGUCUCGUGCUCUCUUUGGGGGCGUCUCUGUAAAGUACCAGCGGUGUAGACGAUGGAUGGACAUGAUG